ACUUAGUUUAGUGAUAUUAAGCUAUUUCAGGUUAUUGCACAUCAUCACAUGGAGUCCAACCGCAAGCGCAGAGGGUUCAUGAAGGGCAAGUUGAUGCCAUUCUACCGGUCGCCCAAGCCUUCUUCACCAAACCUGCAGUAUACCAGCAGCAAGGUCAUUAAGCCCAGUCAGUCUUCUCCUUCAACUCCUUCUGUGGGGUUUUUCGUCCACCAGGACUAUAUCAUUGCUCCACCAAAGCAGAAUAAGGUCUCUUUCAUAAUACCACCAGCACCUGACAGCAAUCGAGAUAAGUUGACCCCGUUCGAUAAGGUAUAUGGAGUCCCUGGUGAUGAAAGUGUGGAUAUCAAGGCUGCUUCUUACAUCUCUUCUGUUCAAGAACGUUUCAAGCUUGAACGAAGCAACUCGGAAAGAAUCAAGCAUGAAAAUUUUCAGUAAAAUCAAGAUAAUUAAUUAAUAUUUAACUUAUAUCCUGCUACGUAUGCGAAUCAGGAUCGAUUAAUAAAGAAAUAUAUAGUUCAGGGUCUAUAGCUGGGCUAAUGCGUUUGUACUGCUUAAUGAAGUUAAUUAUUGAGGUUGGUCAGAAAUAUUUUACCUUAAU
Hevea brasiliensis (rubber tree) is the source of this 598-nucleotide messenger RNA. RefSeq lists its product as uncharacterized. The record is from RefSeq and is a predicted model, not a curated record. Lineage: Eukaryota; Viridiplantae; Streptophyta; Magnoliopsida; Malpighiales; Euphorbiaceae. The transcript has a single exon. The coding region runs from base 49 to 435 and encodes 128 amino acids.